Molecule: messenger RNA, 1074 nt
Organism: Durusdinium trenchii
Lineage: Eukaryota; Dinophyceae; Suessiales; Symbiodiniaceae
Source: the annotation of a GenBank genome assembly
AUGCUGACCGAGGACUCUCCUGACGUUUCUUUAAUUCCUAUCGGGGCUGCCGGGGGUCAAUCGGAGAAGAUCUAUCUGGCAAGCACCACCGAUUUCUUCUCACCAAUCUCGCUGGACCCGUACAAGCAGGGCCGCAUUGCUUGCGCGAACACUCUGUCGGAUCUCUAUGCCAUUGGUGCUCAUCGCGUGGACACGAUGCUGAUGAUCUUGUCGGUGUCCACGAAGAUGGAGGACGAGCAUCGUGACAUCGUCACCAAAACCAUGAUCCGUGGCUUCAAUGAUGCCUGCGCGCUGGCGGGCUGCCGGGUGACCGGUGGCCAGACCGUCUUCAAUCCAUGGCCGGUUCUGGGAGGUUGUGCGAGCACCACGUUGGUGGAGCACGAGAUCAUCCGAGCAGAUGGCUUGGUCAGUGGCGAUGUCUUGGUGCUGACAAAGCCUUUGGGCUCUCAGAUCGCAGCCAAUUUGGCCUUAUGGCUUGGGGACGAAGCCAAGUGGCGCAAGGCCUCAGCGAUGAUCGACCUGGACACCGCGCUGCGUGCGGUGCAGAAGGCUGAAGAGGCAAUGAUGCGGCUGAACCUCCACGCUUCGGCGUUACUGGGCCGCUUCGGUGCCCACGGUGCCACAGACGUCACGGGCUUUGGACUGCUGGGCCAUGCACAGAAUUUGGCGCAGGUGCAGAAACAGGCGGUGACCUUGGAGAUUCGAAAGAUGCCCAUCAUCAGGGGGCUCUUGGCGCUGGAGAGUUGUGUGGAUGCCAAUUACCAACUCAGCAAAGGCUUCUCCGCCGAGAACUCUGGUGGGCUCUUGGUGGCUUUGCCCUCGCGACCUUCUGCACAGGACUUCAUUUCGGCCCUGCAAUCCCCUGAGUUCGACGGCCCAGAAGCUGAGGCCUGGAUCGUCGGUGAGGUGGUGCCUGGAGACCGCACCGCACGGCUGGCAGAGCAUUGCCAGGUCAUGGCCAAGCUGAAGACCAGCAAUGCUCCAGCGCAGGUGGUGGCCAUGUUCCGCACCGCAGAGGAACGCGGCCGGCUCUGGGAGCAGAGGAUGAAGCAGGAGCAAACUGCUCGCCUUUGA